Penicillium cataractarum is the source of this 3528-nucleotide messenger RNA. RefSeq names its product putative SNF2 family helicase. The transcript has 10 exons. Bases 1 to 3528 code for a protein of 1175 amino acids. The record is from RefSeq and is a predicted model, not a curated record. NCBI's taxonomy places the organism in Eukaryota, Fungi, Ascomycota, Eurotiomycetes, Eurotiales, Aspergillaceae. Gene Ontology annotation, molecular function: ATP binding; ATP-dependent chromatin remodeler activity.
AUGAGUGAUGAUACUGGAGAUAACUCUCCCCCUCCAAUGGGGGAGGGUAUGACAUCCAUGGCAUCCUUAACCCUCGAAAGCCUCAACUCCGCGGACGUAAAUGCUAACAUGACUCAAAAUGAGCCAUGGAAGGCAGACGUUGACCUUACUAUGGAUCUGAACAAUGAUCUCUCGGAGGCUCAUGAAGGGGAUGAGACUGCGUUUUCUCGCUUCGAUACUAGGCUUGAACUUGCGGAAAAUGAUAGCUUGGGCCUAAGCCUCGAAGAAGGUUUGGUUAACUUUCAAGCGGUAUACUCAGGGCCGCCGAGGCAGGGCAGACAAGCGUUCCAACGUGCUAUUGACGACUUCACGACCGCCGAGUUAGUUACAGACUUGGAUCAUUCUACUGAAAAUCAGGCAUCCUUCCUAUCCGAGGGGGGUCAUGGUGCUCAAGGGCCAUCCUGGGGAGAUGAUCAGUCUAACGGCCCGAGUUCCGAACGUCAUGCCUCGCUUGAUCAUGGCAAACUUGUCGAUCAGGAUCCAAAUGAUAUUCCACAUAGUUGGAAAGAUGAGUGUGAUAACGAACAGUACGGCCAGGCUGAACAGCGGUUCAAGCUUCUGGACAAUCCAUCGGCCAAGGAAAAGAUCCUAUUCACUAAGGCAGAGGAAGAAGAAGAAGAAGAAGAAGAAGAAGAAGAAGUGCCAGGCCAUAAGAUUCCUCAGAGCUGUUUUGUGAAUAGCGAGGAUCUACAUGAGGAAGACGAUGGGGCGCUUUUUGUUGAGGAAACCUUUGGUGAUAAUUUCCCCUUAUCUAACGAACAGGCUGACGCCUCGGGCUCAAAUUCCAAGCUCAAUCAGAUAAAAAAGAGAAGGCAAACGCCCUCUUUAAAGGAAAAGACUGCAUCGAUGGAGGUCGGUCUUCAACGAUUGCUUGGAACGAAGCGACGUGAUACCGAGCCUACCAAUCAGACUGAGGGCAGCUCAAACCAGAGGGUUUCCCGACAAAAAACCAAUCGAUUCUCGGCCGAAGAGCUGGAAAGCAUCUGGAGCUCUAGCAGUAUAAUUGCUAGUGCGAAGGAAAACGCGGCAUUGCCUGAGAUCCCGACUUUUACGAAUACCGACAAGUCUAAGGCUCUGAAUGAGCUUAUUGCGAGCCUUCCAGAUCUAUCACCAGAGGAUCAAGCGGCCGCCAAGUCUGACAGACAGCGUAUUUUGGAAGCAACCCGAAAAUUUGAUCACAAACCCUCGAGCGAUGGUGCAGGCGGUUGGAAGGUCAAGGGGUUGAAGACCAGCUUAAGUCACCAUCAGCGAGAGCGGGAGCGAUCAUGCACUGAGCCUUUCGGGGGACUGCUGUGUGACGUUAUGGGGUUUGGGAAAACGGUGACAUCUCUUUCUACCAUCUUGGAUGGAAGACGUGUGAACCAAGAUGAAGAGAAAGCCCCUACCUUGAUUGUCGUUCCACCCGGAAUGAUCGGCCACUGGGCGGAUCAAAUCACCAGGUUUUUCGACACCGAGAUAUUUGGAGCUGUCCAUGAGUAUCAAAGCAGCACGAGAAUGAGUCAACAAAACAAUCUCGAGGUCAUGCGACGAGUUGACGUGGUGCUUGCCUCGUAUGAGCAUGUACGGCGGUCUUACCCAACGCCAAAGGUACCAGCAGGGCUUCAGUCCCCGGGCGAAAUCAGAGAGUGGUGGGCCGCCUUCUUCCAAGAGCAUGUGGGUGUUCUACAUAAGAUGAAAUGGCAUCGAAUCAUUAUUGAUGAGGGCCAUGUAAUCAAAAACCGUGACUCUGCCACAUCGAUAGCAAUCCGAGGACUCAUCGGAACUCAUAAGUGGGUUGUGACUGGAACUCCUCUGCAUAACUGCAUCGAGGAAAUGUAUCCGUAUUUCAACUUCAUUGGGGCUCCACGCUGUGCUAAUAUCGAUGACUUCAAGCAUGAGUAUUGCGAUGGGAAGAGGAACUCAAGGAAGCACCUCAUUGACACUCUGAAAUUGAUCCUCCAUCGAAAAACGCAUGAAAGCAGGCUAUUUUCUCGGCCUAUCCUCAAGUUACCAGGGGUGACUUUGAAGGAAGAGAAUGUUGAGCUCUGUGAAGCUGAAAGGAUCUUGUACGACAAGAUCAUGCUGAUCUUCAUCGAGAAUUUCAAUAAAAUAUCCCGUGGUCUAAUCUUUGAUGCUAAAAUAGUCGCAGACUCUGGCCCGGAAACCGAGGUGCGCCAAUGGGGGUGCAUUUUGACCAUGUUCUUGAAGCUGCGCAUGUUUACCAGCCACCUGCUUACGGCUCAGGAUAUAGUCCAAGACGCGUUCAACGAAGAUACCAUAAAUGCUCUGAAGAAAACAACGGAUAAUGCAUCGGAGCAGAUCACCAGAAUGCUUAUCUUUGCAAAUAAUGGGGGUUCAAUUCCUGUCGCAGAAAGGGACUCUCUGGAAGAUGAGAUUGCUCCGUUGAAGCCCACAGGAAACCGAGAAAAACUGAUCAGAGAAUUCCGUGAGUUUAUGGAACAACUCUACAGAGAGGAAAGGUGGCAAGAUAGCAAGGAGAGACAUGACUGCCCUCGUUGCGGAGGUAUCCCGGUCCAGGCCAUAAUCACCUCCUGCAAGCAUUUGUACUAUGCAGAAUGUUUUGACCAACUUCCGGACGAAGAUGGAAUGCUUGGGAAAGAGCAGCGACUAUGCAGCAAAUGCCCGGGACCGAUAACUGAGGCUGCCUAUUAUGGGGUUUUCGACAGAGUCAACCCAGAGGGAUAUGAAUCUUCAGUGUCAGCGGGCCCAUCUACUGGGACUAAGCGAAAACGAUCCGACAAAGCCGAGAGAUCCCGAGGAUCCAAGAAGUCGAAGAGUACUUCAAAUGGUACUUCAAAGAGAGUACGGUCAUCCAUGAUGUUCGGCCGGCCCGGAUCUCAACCCGACGACGCUGCAGAUGAGGAUGCGUCUGACAAGGAGGAAGACUGGAUUCCAGUCAUUGGGGAGACGACACCUAGUGCUAAACUCACAAGGCUCUGCGAAAUACUAGUUCGAUGGAUUGAUGAAGAUGCAAAUGUCAAGAUCCUCAUCUUUACCCAAUUCUUGGACACAGUCCGGUUGCUGAAGUUGAUGUGCAACCAGAAGGGCUGGGGCUCUACCACGUUGACUGGAAAAAUGGCUCCUAUUGCCCGCGAGAAGAGCAUCUUCAAAUUCCGCGACGACCCAGAGAUUCAAGCCAUGAUCUCCUCAUUCAAGACAGGUGGCGUCGGACUGGACCUUUCUAUGGCAAACAAGUGCAUUCUCUUGGAUCUGUGGUGGAAUGAAGCUCUGCAGGAGCAGGCAUACGGUCGCCUAUACAGAAAGGGGCAGAAGCGGGAUGUUGAAAUCAUCAAAAUCGUCGCUACGGGGACCAUCGAUGACGUCAAAAUGCUUCGACUCCAGAAGGACAAGACGAAAGCCAUCCAGAAAGUAAUCAGUCGCCCAGUGCUUGAAGACCGAGCUGGUGUCGAAGAAAUUCUGGAAACCUUCGGCACAGUCACUAUUAUGGAGGGAGGGGGAUUCCGGAUUGAACCUAACGUCGAAGCAUGA